AUGAAUGAAUCAGCAGAGGCUGAUUCUUUUCCUUGGGACAUUUCUGCAAGUUUAUGUUUUCGUGCUCAACGAGUGUUUUUACACAAUGCAAGUGGCUGGUUUGGUAAUGUCCCUUUAGAAGCGUCGGGAGAUUUUGGCAUUGAUCCAGAGGAAGGAGAGUUUCACCUGAUGUGUCAGCUAAGGCAGAAUCCGUAUAGCCUGUAUAAUAUUAGUACCAAGGAACCAAGUUAUACCUAUGUUGUCCUUUUAGCUGGUGUUUUGCAGUUGCAGCCAGUUUUGGAACGGUUAAAGGAAACAAAAAUUGGAGUUGAAAGCAAGAAGGCGGCAACUGUUAAGGCUGAAGAAAGUAGUGUAGGAUUAUUCCUUCUACAGGUUCCCUCUGUUGAAGUAAAUGCCUUGAUGAAAACGUUCAAGAUGAAGCCUUUGCUAUUUCCGUUGGCUGGUUCGGUAACAACCGUUUUCAACUGUCAAGGCCCCUUGGAUGCUCCUAUAUUUGUCGGAAGUGGAUUGGUUUCAAGGAAGAUAACUCUUUCAGUUUCUGAUAUUCCUGCGUCUGCUGCAUAUGAGGCAAUGUUGAAUAAUAAAGAGGCUGGUGCGGUGGCAGCAAUUGAUCGUGUUCCAUUUUCUUAUAUUUCAGCCAAUUUCACUUUUAACACUGAUAACUGUGUUGCUGACUUGUAUGGAAUCAGAGCUAGCCUUGUUGAUGGUGGUGAAAUUCGUGGGGCGGGUAAUGCAUGGAUAUGCCCUGAGGGUGAGGUUGAUGACACAGCUAUGGAUGUCAACUUUUCGGGGAAUAUAGGCUUUGAUAGAAUUAUGCAUCGAUAUCUGCCUGCUUAUUUUCAACUGGUGCCUCUUAAAUUAGGGGAAUUAAAUGGUGAAACAAAACUUUCUGGAUCCUUAUUGAGACCGAGGUUUGACAUUAAAUGGACUGCACCAACAGCUGAAGGAUCACUUACUGAUGCUCGAGGAGAUAUCAUAAUUUCACAUGAUUAUAUUACAGUUAGUUCUUCGUCGGCUGCUUUUGAAUUGUAUACCAAAGUUCUAACAUCUUAUCAGGAUGAAUACCCGUCAAACCAGAGAGAGUAUGAUGUGAGGGCUGCAGUUCCAUUAACUGUUGAAGGAGUCGAAUUGGAUUUAAGAAUGCGUGGUUUUGAGUUAUUCAGCUUGGUCUCUUCAUAUGCUUUUGAUUCUUUAAGGCCUGUGCAUUUGAAAGCAGCCGGAAGGGUUAAGUUUCAAGGAAAGGUUAUUAAGCCUUUUAGCAUCACUGAUGAGGAAGUCUUGGGUACUGAGAAGAAUAUGGAAGAUGUGCAAAUGGAAGGUCAUAGGGAUACCCAAAGUCUUGUGGGUGAGGUUUCAAUCUCAGGUCUUAAACUGAAUCAGUUGAUGCUGGCACCUCAAUUAGCUGGAAUGUUGAGCAUCUCAGGUCAGGGUAUCAAGUUGGAUGCCACAGGUAGACCAGAUGAAAGUCUUCUGAUGGAAUUUGUAGGACCAUUACAGCAUGGUGCUGAAGAAAAUGUGCUUGGAAAGGUGUUGUCUUUCUCUCUUCAAAAGGGGCACCUAAAAGCUAAUGUGUGCUACCGACCACUACAUUUAGCUAACCUGGAGGUACGCCAUUUGCCACUUGAUGAACUGGAGCUGGCUUCACUUCGGGGAACAGUUCAACGGGCAGAACUUCAACUUAACUUUCAGAAAAGAAGGGGUCAUGGAGUGUUAUCUGUACUUCGACCAAAAUUCAGUGGCGUGUUGGGCGAAGCUUUAGAUGUGGCUGCUAGAUGGAGUGGGGAUGUUAUUACUGUUGAGAAAACUGUUUUGGAACAAAGCAAUAGCCAGUACGAGCUUCAAGGUGAAUAUGUGCUGCCCGGCACCCGAGAUCGAAACCCUUCGGGAAAGGAAAGAGGUAGCAUGUUCCGAAGAGCAAUGACAGGUCAUCUUGGCAGUGUGAUAUCUUCCAUGGGGAGAUGGAGAAUGAGACUUGAUGUUCCUCGAGCUGAAAUUGCUGAGGUGCUUCCACUUGCAAGACUUAUUUCUCGAAGUACUGAUCCUGCAGUUCAAUCCCGAUCAAAGGUUGUUCUCUACUUAAAUGUGAAGGAAAUCUUAACUGUCAUGGACCUCUUCAUACAAAGUUUGCAGUCUGUGGGUUUAUAUGGUGAAAGCCUUCAAAAGCUGCUUGAGGAUAUUCGGGGGCAUUCUGUUCCAUCUGAUGAAGUUAUAUCUGAAGACUUCAAUCUUCCAGGGUUAGCCGAACUUAAAGGCCGCUGGUGUGGCUCUCUAGAUGCAAGUGGUGGAGGCAAUGGAGACACAAUGGCAGAUUUUGACUUUCAUGGGGAGGAAUGGGAAUGGGGAACAUACAAAACUCAACGUGUUCUAGCAGCUGGUGCUUACAGCAAUGAUGAUGGUUUGCGCCUUGAGAAAAUUUUUAUCCAGAAGGAUAAUGCCACAAUCCAUGCAGAUGGGACUUUAUUUGGGCCAAAAACCAAUUUGCAUUUUGCUGUUCUGAAUUUUCCUGUUAGUCUAGUCCCUACUUUGGUUCAGGUUAUCGAAACUUCAGCCACUGAUGCUGUUCAUUCUUUGCGGCAAUUUUUAGCACCAAUAAAGGGGAUACUGCACAUGGAAGGGGAUCUUAGAGGAAGCCUUGCUAAACCUGAAUGUGAUGUGCAAGUAAGGCUCCUGGAUGGUGCAAUGGGGGGCAUUGAUCUUGGGCGAGCUGAAAUUGUUGCCUCCCUAACCUCAACCAGUCGUUUUCUGUUCAAUGCAAAGUUUGAACCCAUUAUCCAAAAUGGCCAUGUUCACAUUCAAGGAAGUAUACCUGUAACCUUUGCCGAAAACAACAUUUUGGAUGGAGAAAAUGUGGAAAGAGACAAAAGUGAAGCAACUUGGAUUCGUGGUUGGGGCAAGGAGAGGAGUAAAGAGUCUGCAGAUGAAGCUAGUGAUAAGAAAUCCUUCAGAGAAAGAACUGAAGAAGACUGGAAUACUCGGUUGGCAGAAAGCCUCAAAGAUUUGAACUGGAACAUAUUGGAUGUAGGAGAAGUUAGGAUUGAUGCUGAUAUUAAAGAUGGGGGCAUGAUGUUGUUAACAGCUUUAUCUCCUUAUGCCAACUGGCUCCAUGGCAAUGCUGAAGUUAUGCUCCAGGUUAGAGGUACAGUUGAGCAACCAGUGCUUGAUGGAUCUGCAUCUUUCCACAGGGCAACGAUAUCUUCUCCUGUACUCCGUAAACCACUCACAAAUUUCGGUGGCACAGUUCUCGUGAAUUCGAAUAGGUUAUGCAUUAGUUCUUUGGAGAGUAGAGUAAGUAGAAAGGGUAAACUCUCCUUGAAAGGAAACCUGCCCCUCAGAACCAGUGAAGCAUCCCUUGGCGAUAAAAUUGACUUGAAAUGUGAAGUACUGGAAGUGCGGGCAAAGAAUAUUUUAAGCGGUCAGGUUGAUACUCAGUUGCAAUUAACUGGUUCCAUAUUGCAACCAAACAUUUCUGGCAAGAUUAAGUUGAGCCAUGGAGAAGCAUAUUUACCACAUGAUAAGGGUGGUGGAACUGCUCCUUUUAAUAGAGACGGAUCAAAUCAAUCGAAGCUUCCAAGUGGCGGUUACAAUCAAGCGGUUGCUUCAAAAUAUGUCUCACGUUUUCUCAAUUUAAAGCCUGCUGCUUCAAGAGCUACAUUUCUACAACCAUCAGUGGAGUAUCCAUUCUUAGCUAGUAAUGGGCUUGUUGAUCAGCAAAUCUGGAUGUCCACUUGGCCUAUGCCUCUAAAGCGGCAAACAGUUUUAUGGAUAUGA
This is a messenger RNA of Ilex paraguariensis (yerba mate), 3768 nucleotides long. The record is from the annotation of a GenBank genome assembly. NCBI's taxonomy places the organism in Eukaryota, Viridiplantae, Streptophyta, Magnoliopsida, Aquifoliales, Aquifoliaceae.